This is a messenger RNA of Vicia villosa (hairy vetch), 1101 nucleotides long. RefSeq lists its product as uncharacterized. The transcript is spliced from 2 exons. The coding region runs from base 1 to 1101 and encodes 366 amino acids. Lineage: Eukaryota; Viridiplantae; Streptophyta; Magnoliopsida; Fabales; Fabaceae. The record is from RefSeq and is a predicted model, not a curated record.
AUGAGUGCCAUUCACAUAUUCAUUCUGCAGAAUCCUGUUCCUACACUUCUGGGGGAUGUUUAUCACUCCAUUCAUCACAAGAAUAGUCAGAAGAGAGGUUUGGUCAGAUGUUGUGCUCCGUUGCUAUACCGUUGGUUCAGAUCACAUUUGCCUGAGCGUGGAGCUUUCGUUGAUAGUAGGCACACAUCUAAAUGGGCUGAAAGGAUUAUGGGGCUUAGGGCCAAGGACAUUGUCUGGUAUAAUAGAUCUUUGGAUAACAUGGAAGUUGUUAUGAGUUGUGGAAAGUUCAACAAUGUACCUCUCAUGGGUAUCAGAGGUGGGAUCAAUUAUAAUCCCGUCUUGGCUAGGAGAACUUAUGGAUAUGCUUUUAUCAAUCCUCCUGAGCAAACUGAGAUUGCUGAGAACAUUUUCUAUCAUGCGGCCACCAACAACGGACAAAUGGCAGAAGCUGUGCAAGCCUGGAAGAGUAUUUGUUGGAGAGAUAAGAAGCAUUUUGGACAGAGAGAUAAUGCAACUUAUGGAGACUAUACUGAGUGGGUCAAGACUGUGGCCAAUACCCAAGGGAUGCCUUUCCCUCCUAAGGACCCUUUGUACCCUCCUGCUGAGCUUGAAGAAUUAUAUGCUAGAGGGAGCACUUCUCAGAAGAGGCCAAGAAUGACUGUGAAUUCUAAAACUACUGAAACCCAAGAGAAGAAGAUAAAGGAACAUUACGAGGCUCAGUUGGCAGAAUUGACUAAAAAGCUCCAGAUUCAGACUGAAAACGCCAAUUCAGAGAAAUCUCGUCGCAAGAAAGCAGACAAACUCUUGCUGGAUCGUCAGAAUACCAUAGAGAAGUGUUAUGAAGAGAUUCGAAAGCUGAAGGGCCAGAUAAGAGAAAAGGACCAGAGUAAUGCCCAAGUUCAAGAGGAAGCUAGGUAUUGGGAGGUGAAGAAUCGUCACAUGGAAACAAUGCACUUCAGAAAAGACCUGCUGAUUCAAGAGAUCAUUAAGAGACCCACCCGUGUUGAGACCAAGAAGCUCUUUGAAGAAAUGAAGACUUGGAGUGAUAAGAACAUUGGGGAGAGCCCCCUCCGUCAUGUGGAUAUGGAGGACCCUGCUUAA